CCGGGAGCCACUGGACGCCGGGCGCAGCCCUCCUCGCUCCCGGGCAGCUGCAGCCGCUGGUUGGCGCUGAGGCGUCCAGACCCCAGGCCCCGGCUCCCAGCACAGAAGGAUGAGGGGGGAGAAUGUCACCAAGGUCAGCACGUUCGUGCUGGUGGGCUUCCCCACGGCGCCCUGGCUGCAGUAUGUGCUCUUCCUCCUCUUCCUGCUCACCUACCUCUUUGUCCUGGUGGAGAACCUGGCCAUCAUCCUCACCGUCUGGGGCAGCACCUCCCUCCACAGGCCCAUGUACUACUUUCUGGGCUCCCUGUCAUCCUUGGAGAUCUGGUAUGUGUGUAACAUCAUACCCAAGAUGCUGGACGGCUUCCUCCUGCAGCGGAAACGCAUCUCUUUCGUCGGGUGCAUGACGCAGCUCUACUUCUUCAUCUCCCUGGUGUGCACGGAGUGUGUGCUGCUGGCCUCCAUGGGCUACGACCGCUACGUGGCCAUCUGCUACCCGCUGCGCUACCACGUUAUCAUGACCACGAGGCUGUGCGUCCAGCUGGUGGUCUUCUCCUUUGUGAGUGGCUUCACCGUCUCCGUGAUCAAGGUCUACUUUAUCUCCAGCGCCACGUUCUGUGGCUCCAAUGUCCUGAACCACUUCUUCUGUGACAUUUCCCCCAUCCUCAAGCUGGCCUGCACGGACUUCUCCACGGCAGAGCUGGUGGAUUUCGUCCUGGGCUUCAUCAUCCUGGUGUUCCCUUUCCUGGCCACCGUGCUGUCCUACGGGCGCAUCACCCUGGCUGUCCUGCGCAUCCCCUCAGCCACCGGCCGUUGGAGAGCCUUCUCCACCUGCGCCUCUCACCUCACUGUGGUUGCCAUCUUCUAUACGGCCAUGAUCUUCAUAUACGUCCGGCCCCAGGCCAUCGAUACACGGAGCUCUAACAAGCUCAUCUCUGCUGUGUACACUGUCCUCACCCCCAUCCUGAACCCCUUGAUCUACUGUCUGAGGAACAAGGAAUUUAAGGAUGCCUUGAAAAAGGCCUUGGGCUGGGGUCGAGCCUCACAGUAGGACCAUGAAGCCACGUAGAAUGUGGUUCGUGGUGGUAAAACAGCAUCACACGUGGCACUUUGUACUCUUAAUUAAUUUUUAAAUGUAAUUAUAACAAACCACAAAACUGCACAAUGCCGAGCCUUCUUCUGGAUGUGUUUUCACUAAAGGACUGGCCAGAGCAAGGAGCUUCCCUCAGGUCUUUCCGUCACUGUCCCUGCGCCGGAAGAACCGUUAUCCUGACUUUCAGAGCUGGUUUUUGAGGGUUUUAUGAAUGUAAUCACGGAGUUUUUACCCACAACAUUCAGCCUCUUUCCCUCACCACGAUGCUUGGGUGAAUCCUGGAUGGGUUUGCAGGCAGCAGCAGUUCGAGCAUUCUCACUGCCGUGGGAUACUUGCGUAUUUCAGGAUGCAUUUAUGCGUUUUAUUGUGUGGACAGUAGGUGGCGACUCUCUAUUACGAAUAAUGCUGCUAUAAGCGUCCUAGUUUACAUCUUUUGAUUAAUAUGCACACAGUUUUGUGGGCUGGGCCUAUGUGCACACGGCUAUACCAGCUUAUAAUCACGGCAAGGUAAUGGAUGUGUGCGGUCGGGCUUAGCAGAAAAUGGAAAGAUGUUUUCCAAAGUGAGCGUGCCGGUUUUCAUUCCCUCUAGCAAUAUCUGAGAAUUCCAGUAGCUCCAUCUCCUGACCAACACUUGUAAGUCUUACAAAUGUUUUCCAAUUUGUCUGCCCUGCUCGGGUUGUAAGGGCAGCUCACUGGGACUCUAAUAGGCACGCCUCCCAUGACGGGUGAUGCUGGGCAACUUUUCAACAUUUAGUGGCUUGAUGCCCUUUCUGAAGGGCCCAUUCAAGUCUUCUCAUUAUUUUUAUAUGGAGUCUCUUUCUAUUUUUAACUCACAGGAGUUCUCAUACA
Messenger RNA from Microcebus murinus (gray mouse lemur), 1939 nucleotides. Lineage: Eukaryota; Metazoa; Chordata; Mammalia; Primates; Cheirogaleidae. The record is from RefSeq and is a predicted model, not a curated record.